UUUCCCCGUCACUUUCGAAAACCACGUGACCUUCCUACGCUGGCUGAGCGUCAGCUGUACGCGUGCGCGUGAGAUUGUACGUGUGUUUAUUUAUUUCUAAGCCAAGUGUUUUGUCUUUCAACCGGUGUAGGGAUUAAAACAUCGUCGAUCCAGAAUGAUCUGAAGUAAAAGAAGGUAGAGAGGGGCUGGGAUGGCGGUGUGUGCUCUAACUGUGCUUGACGGGCUCGGGGAGGAGGCCACGGCUUUGGGCAGCGUGGUUGUCCUGUUCCUGGCUGUGGUUCUUGCCUGGCUGUCUACCCACGUGGCCGACCGUGGAGAUCACAUUCUGGGUACCAUUCUCACCGUGGGCGCCCACGCCUCCCUCAUCGGCCUCGGGGGUCACGACAGCUACGCGAACCCCCCACCCAGCUCAGAGCCCAGCGAGCAGCUGGACGAAGAGCCCACAGAGGAGGAGAAACAGGAAGAGGGCGAGGCCCGGCCAGAUGGGCGAGAGGAUGUGCCUGGAGAGGAGCUGCUGGAUAUUCAGGGUGGGAGGAAGAAAGUGAGCUAUGUUCAGGCUGAGGAAAGGGAAGAGGGGAAAGAGGGAGGGAUGGAAGAGGAGGCGGAGGAUGAGGCCGCCAGUAUCACGGUGAGACUGAAGUUCCUGAAUGACACGGAGGAGCUGGCAGUACUCAGACCACAGGACACCGUUGGACUGCUGAAGAGUAAGUACUUCUCUGGCCGUGAACAUCAGAUUAAGCUCAUCUACCAGGGUCAGCUGUUGCAGGACCCUCAGCGCUCUCUCCUGUCCCUGAACAUCACCCACAACAGCGUCCUCCACUGUCACAUCUCUCAAGCCCAGGCGCUGCGUGAGGCGGCCGCAGAGGAGAACCCUCGAGCCGGGAGGGGCUCCAUGCUCAGCGGGGGGCUUCGCUCGGCCGGUGUGGCUCUCAGCACAGGAAGCCUGGUGAUCCCCGUGUUCGUGGUGCUGCUCGCCGUCGUCUGGUACUUCCGAAUCAACUACCGCCAGCUGUUCACUGCCCCAGCCACCAUCUCUUUGGUUGGGGUCACAGUCUUCUUCAGCUUCCUCAUCUUCGGCAUGCACAGUCGAUGAGAAGAUGGAUGAAGAGAGGAAUGAUGCCAAUAUUAGGGAAGAAGGAAACGAAACGAUAGGACUUGAAAAUAACCAAGAAAGUUCUCAGGGAGCCCUCGAGGGUUCUGGUGCCAUUUAGACGACGGAAGUGUGUGCUAGUGCUUUCAGCUUCAUUCGUGAGCAGCACAAAGUAAUACUGCUGUAUAAUUUAGUUCUUGGGAAAAAAAUAGCUUUAUAAUUGUUCAAUCUCAGCCUAAAGUGUAGCUUCUCUGUGUAAAGAGAAGUCAGGAUCCCAUGUCUGACUGGUCUUUUCAUUUAGAGGAAUCGCAAUUUGUCAACUGAUUGGUUUUUUAAUCAAUUAAUGUGUCUCUUCACUGGUAAUAGCACCACUAUCUUCUGUAGUAGCAAAAAAAAAAAAGUCAUGUUUAAAUGUUAAUACACAACUACAGAUGUGAUAUGCUAUUUAGCAGAUAUUUUGAGACAUCAAUUUACUCAAUUUAGAUGUUUGUGAUUGAAGGAUUUUUUUCUUGUGCCAGUGUCACUGAAAUCUGUAUUUAUUUCAUACUUAUUUCUACAUAACAUUCUGGUUCAGCAUGUCUGCUGCUAGUUACAGCUCAUAGCUAUCAUUUAGGACAUAAAAGUUUUAUACAUGAAGAGUUUACAUGCAUACAGGAGUAUUUGGACCGCUAUAGUCUGAAGAGUCUGUAGAAAACUCACUGCAUUAAUAGGCAUUUCAUAUGUGACAUCAAUAACAAAGCAAAUAAAUUUUUUUUUGUCCUGUGUAAAAUCUGUAUAUAAGCAAUGUAUUUACUGUAGAUAAAUCAAGAGGGGCAUGGAAGAAACUUAAAGCUCUCAGUUGGAUGGUUCUUGUAUAAAUGGGUCAUUUCUCUCAGUAUUGUCAGCAAUAUCUGCAUAUGUUUUAUGGGAAAUCUAGUCUACCUAUUCUCAUUCUCAUUAUUACAGACAACUAGCACCUCUUUGAUUAAAAUGCUUUUUGGUUUUGCUUUGAUGCAGUAAUUCAGAAUAAAUUUGCUCAUCUUUGAAAUGAAA
Sinocyclocheilus rhinocerous is the source of this 2122-nucleotide messenger RNA. Its product is annotated as transmembrane and ubiquitin-like domain-containing protein 2. Gene Ontology annotation, biological process: ERAD pathway. The transcript is spliced from 3 exons. Bases 191 to 1093 code for a protein of 300 amino acids. NCBI's taxonomy places the organism in Eukaryota, Metazoa, Chordata, Actinopteri, Cypriniformes, Cyprinidae. Gene Ontology annotation, molecular function: protein binding. The record is from RefSeq and is a predicted model, not a curated record.